Messenger RNA from Rotaria socialis, 1323 nucleotides. The record is from the annotation of a GenBank genome assembly. NCBI's taxonomy places the organism in Eukaryota, Metazoa, Rotifera, Eurotatoria, Philodinida, Philodinidae.
AUGGAUAUUCUUAACGCUUUCAAUCGUUUGCCUACAAUCAGCUAUUUUGGAGUUCGGCGUGACGAUGAUUUUGCUGAUCGGUUAAAUUAUAAAUAUACCGUGGGCUUAUUAAUAUUAUUUUCAAUAAUUGUUGCUAGUAAACAAUUUUCAAAUGAUCCUAUUCAAUGUUGGGUACCAGCUAUAUUCACUCGAAACUACGAAAUCUAUGUGUCUAAUUAUUGUUGGAUACACAAUACGUAUCAUAUAAACAUCAGUGAGCCACAAAUGCAACGAGCACAUGAAAAACGAUACGUACUACGAUACUAUCAAUUUGUUCCAUUUAUUUUACUAUUACAAGCAUUAUUCUACGUGCUGCCACGUUUAUUUUGGCGUUCAUUUAGUCGUCAUUCAGGUAUCGAUGUACGAAAUAUAAUGGAGGCAGCACAUAGCCUUAAAAGUGUGAAACGUUUUCAUAAGCAAAAAUCAAUAAUGGGCUAUCUUGUUUCGUUGAUGCAUCAGUAUGUUGGUGAUCCACGAAAACGAUUAAAACAACAGCAUAGCAAAGUCAAUAGAUAUCUAUAUGGUUUAUUUCAUUGUUUCUUUCGAAGUUCGAACGUUUUCAAUUCAUAUUUAUUUCUUCUUUAUCUAUUAACGAAAGUUAUAUUUAUUCUAAAUAAUUUCAUUCAAGUAUAUGCAAUUCGACUUUUACUUGAGGAAAAAUGGACUGUCAACCAAACGUUAAAAGGUUUUCAAAAUAUAUUUACAACUGGCAUAUUACGUACUAAUCCGGUAUCGAAAUUUUUUCCAAAAAUAAGCAUGUGCGAUUUUAGAAUUAUUGAACCAAAUAGUGAUGAGGGGCACAAAUAUACUGUUCAAUGUGUUUUAACCAUAAACGUUUACAACGAACAAAUCUUUACUCUUCUAUAUAUCUGGAUGCAUUUCGUACUUGUAAUAACAGUAUAUGAUUUUUUGUCUUGGCUGAUAUUUUUAAUUCUGCCACGUCUUCGUUAUUCAUUUUUAAUUAAACGUAUUCAAACUCAACACAGUGUAGCAACAGUGCGCGCUGGGAUGCAAGCAUUCGUUUACGAUUAUUUACAACAUGAUGGGUUUUUUAUUUUUCGACUUAUCUACGCAAAUGUGGGUGAUGAUGUAACAACAAAUAUUUUAACAAAUCUGUGGAAAAAUUUUCAACGCGCUGAUAAAUCAGCAAUGACUGAAAAUACAACAGCAAACAUUGGCGCAACUAUUUCAUUAACGGGAGCAGACAGCAAUGGAGUUCAUGGUAGGCACGAGGGUCCUGAAGGAUCUAUAUUUGAUUAUUCGAAAACAAGUACAAAUCUUUAA